Messenger RNA from Cladocopium goreaui, 1751 nucleotides. NCBI's taxonomy places the organism in Eukaryota, Dinophyceae, Suessiales, Symbiodiniaceae. The record is from the annotation of a GenBank genome assembly.
AGCCAUUUUGGGUCGGCCAUUUGAGCCACUCAGUGCCUCCGGUGGUGCCAGCGUUGUCCUUUUACACCGUCCCUUGUCCGCGAGAGAGAGCUACAGCGAGCUCCCUGGCCGACGAGACAAUCUUCCCUAGACCAAGCACCACAAGUGUAUGGGAGGUAUGGCUUCGAAAGCAGCGCCCGAUCAGCAUGAGAUUGCGCGCCCCUGGCUCAACCACCCCGAUGGGAAGUGGUCCCCGCGUCCACAGAUUCCAUUUGAUUGCCCAGUGUCCUAUGGGAUUGAGGAGAGCCCGGUGGACUUUGAGCUGGACGUGAGGGAACUGGGUGACGCCAACGCUGCGUCACACCCAGAGGUGCAGGUGAGCCCGGUCCAACCCAUUAGGCUAUCUUUUGAUCUUAUGGUGUCCGUGCAGAAUCUGCAGCACAUCCCCGACUGGUCAGGAGUUCUCACAUGGAAGCGGCUGCACGAACUGUACGCAGAGCUGUCAGAGCUGUUUGGACCAAGUAUUGACCUGAAAGCACCACCGCUGUUGACUCCACAAGAAGUUCUUCACAUCCCUGAGGCUCUUUGGAGCUAUCACGCUAAGAGCAUUUGUGCCGCCGUGCAGGUCUGGCUGCAGCAGGCCGUGCAACAUUGCCCACACCAUGUUUUGGAAGCUUUCUUCAGCAACCAUGCCCCAGCAUCAUGGAGCUCCACAGAAUUUCCACACUGCGAUGUGUUAUGUUUGCCAUUGGUCACUCACAUCUCUGAGUAUUUGGGAGACCCCUUAGACCUCACGAAUUUCUUUCGCCUCAGCACCAAGAGCAUUGCCGAAACCAGCUCCCAGAUCUGCGCCAUGCAGUGGAAGUGCAUCUUCCAGGAGAAAUGGCCUGUCUUCUAUGAAGCUCUAUCCUAUGAACCCCGGAAGCUUGAGACCGACUGGGAGGCUCUCUACCGGCAGAUGUGCUUGGGCAAACGUGAGGAAAUUCUGGAGGUUUUCGAUCGGGAGAAGAAGAUUGGCUUCUCCAUGUCUUGUAUGGUGGCGAAGGUGUCCUGGGAACACAGUAGCAAAUCAUAUGUUGCCAACUAUGUCAGCGCAAGUCACGUGCAGCCCGAACGCAUCCCGGCGGAGCAGAAGCAUCGUUUGCGGUUUUGUCCUGCCGGGACAGCUAGAGAUCAACUGCAGCCAGAGAUUGCGCCCCCUGGUGCCGCUGAGAUCUAUCCUUACAGAGUGUUGAAAGGAUACGAUGGUGUGGCGCUGGGACAAGGUGUUGAGCUGCAGUGGAAGAUGCAGAUGGGCAGUCCCUUCGGCUGGUGGUACGGCAAGGUGGAGCGCCUUGAGCGCAACGGGGCCACGGCGGCCGUGACUUUGAUCUUCCCACACUUUCCCACGAACUCCCGGUGGUACCGCCUCAGGGUGAUUGUGGGCGAUGGCGUGGUGAGAAGAUGCGCAAUUGGUGGAUACCAUGGCGGCGUCCGUGCCGUCACUGCUGAGGAGGAGAAAGUGUGGAACCAAUUCACUCCCAAGCAGCCAAUCAUGUUUUGAAUCCCAAGAGCCAGAUUUCAGGCCCUGAGGGCAGGUUACCUGCGAUUCCCUCGGCGAUCUGGCUGUGAUUGCACUGGCGAAGGCCAUUGCAGGUCCGAACGCGGAUGCGAUGUCCGAAGACAUGUGCACUGCAGGCCAUAGGUCAGUGUGCUGAGGACAGGAGUUGUAAAUUGUAAGCUACAGCAUGGGGAGGAGGAAUUGACCGACUUGUUUGUGCGGCAGAGUUGUA